Messenger RNA from Cinclus cinclus, 1800 nucleotides. RefSeq names its product sorting nexin 18 (gene SNX18). The transcript has 2 exons. Gene Ontology annotation, molecular function: protein binding; phosphatidylinositol binding. NCBI's taxonomy places the organism in Eukaryota, Metazoa, Chordata, Aves, Passeriformes, Cinclidae. Gene Ontology annotation, biological process: mitotic cell cycle; endocytosis; plasma membrane tubulation. Gene Ontology annotation, cellular component: plasma membrane; cytoplasmic vesicle. Bases 1 to 1800 code for a protein of 599 amino acids. The record is from RefSeq and is a predicted model, not a curated record.
AUGGCGCUGCGGGCGCGGGCGCUGUACGACUUCAGGUCGGAGAACCCGGGGGAGAUCUCGCUCCGGGAGCACGAGGUGCUGAGCCUGUGCAGCGAGCAGGACAUCGAGGGGUGGCUGGAAGGCGUCAACAGCCGCGGGGACCGCGGGCUUUUCCCGGCUUCUUACGUGCAGGUGAUCCGCGCCCCCGCCGCCGAUCCGCCGCCGCCCGCCCGCUACGCAAACGUCCCCGUCGGCGGAUUCGAGCCGCUGCCGCCCCCCGCCGCCUUCAAGCCGGCGGCGCAGCAGCCCCCGCCCGAGCCCUUCCCGCCGCCCCCCGCCGGGUAUCCCUUCCCGCCCUACGGCGGCUCCUACCAGCCCAGCCAGGGCAGCGAUGACGACUGGGACGAUGACUGGGACGACAGCUCCACGGUGGCCGACGAGCCGGGCGCCCUGGGCAGCUCCUACCCCGAUUACGAGGCGGCGGGCGGCGGCGCCUCGGGCCGGUACCGCCUGUCCACCCGCUCCGAGCCCUCCAUGGGCCCCCGCGGCGCGGGGCACCCGCCGGGACACCCGCACCCGCCCGGCGGCGGCGGCGCCGCCAAGAGCUCGGCCACAGUGAGCCGCAAUCUCAAUCGCUUCUCCACCUUCGUCAAGUCCGGCGGAGAGGCCUUCGUGCUGGGCGAGGCGUCCGGCUUCGUGAAGGACGGGGACAAGCUGUGCGUGGUGCUGGGCCCCAGGGGCCCCGAGUGGCAAGAGAACCCGUACCCCUUCCAGUGCUCCAUCGAGGACCCCACCAAACAGACCAAAUUCAAGGGCAUGAAGAGCUACAUCGCCUACAAGCUGGUGCCCAGCCACACUGGGCAGCAGGUGCACCGCCGCUACAAGCACUUUGACUGGCUCUAUGGGCGCCUCGCUGAGAAGUUCCCUGUCAUCUCUGUGCCCCACUUGCCAGAGAAGCAGGCCACUGGCCGCUUUGAGGAGGACUUCAUCUCUAAACGUCGCAAAGGCUUGGCGUGGUGGAUGGACCACAUGUGCAGCCACCCCGUGCUGGCUCAGUGUGAUGCCUUCCAGCACUUCCUCACCUGUCCCAGCACGGAUGAGAAGGCCUGGAAGCAGGGCAAGCGGAAGGCUGAGAAGGAUGAGAUGGUGGGUGCCAACUUCUUUCUGACCAUCAGUGUCCCCACAGGCCCUGGGGCCAGCCUGGACUUGCAGGAGGUGGAAAGCCAGGUAGAUGGCUUCAAAGCCUUCACCAAGAAGAUGGAUGAGAGUGCCCUGCAACUUAAUCACACGGCCAAUGAGUUUGCCCGCAAACAAGUCACUGGUUUCAAGAAGGAAUACCAGAAGGUGGGGCACUCCUUCAAGUGCCUCAGUCAGGCAUUCGAGCUGGACCAGCAGGCCUUUUCAGCUGGCCUCAACCAAGCCAUAGCCUUCACUGCAGAAGCCUAUGAUGCCAUCGGGGACCUCUUUGCUGAUCAGCCCCGGCAGGACCUAGAUCCUGUAAUGGAUUUGUUAGCGCUGUAUCAGGGGCAUUUGGCCAACUUUCCAGACAUCAUCCAUGUGCAGAAAGGAGCCCUUACCAAAGUAAAGGAGAGUAAGCGGCACGUGGAAGAGGGGAAGAUGGAACUCCAAAAAGCUGAGGGCAUUCAAGAACGUUGUAACAUUAUUUCUUUUGCAACCCUUGCUGAAAUUAAUCAUUUCCACAAAAUUCGUGUGAGGGACUUUAAAUCACAGAUGCAGCAUUUCUUGCAACAGCAAAUACUCUUUUUUCAAAAAGUGACACAAAAGCUAGAAGAAGCUCUUCACAAGUACGACAGUGUUUAG